This is a messenger RNA of Aspergillus luchuensis, 609 nucleotides long. It is a transcript of the gene ERD2, whose product is annotated as endoplasmic reticulum retention protein. The transcript is spliced from 5 exons. NCBI's taxonomy places the organism in Eukaryota, Fungi, Ascomycota, Eurotiomycetes, Eurotiales, Aspergillaceae. Gene Ontology annotation, cellular component: endoplasmic reticulum; cis-Golgi network; membrane. The coding region runs from base 1 to 609 and encodes 202 amino acids. The record is from RefSeq and is a predicted model, not a curated record. Gene Ontology annotation, biological process: protein retention in ER lumen; endoplasmic reticulum to Golgi vesicle-mediated transport. Gene Ontology annotation, molecular function: ER lumen protein retrieval receptor activity.
AUGAAUAUCUUCAGGUUAUUAGCCGACUUUUCUCACCUCGCGUCCAUAUUCAUACUAUUACAGAAGAUGAAGUCUUCAAGUAGUUGUUCAGGACUUUCAUUUAAGUCCCAGGCGCUAUAUUUGAUGGUUUUUGUAACGCGUUAUCUUGAUUUGUUCUGGGCUUUCACGGACUCCUUUUACAACACGACUUUCAAAAUCUUGUUCAUCGGCUCGUCGGCUUACAUCAUUUACCUCAUGCUCAACGACUACAAGCCAACGCAUGACCCCAAUACUGAUACCUUCAAAGUGCAGUAUCUCCUAGGGUUUAGUGCUCUAUUGGCUCUCCUUUUCCCGCAUGAUUAUAGCGUCUCAGAGAUUCUCUGGACGUUCUCUAUAUGGCUCGAGUCCGUGGCUAUCUUGCCCCAACUUUUCAUGCUUCAGCGCACUGGGGAGGCAGACACCAUAACGACCCAUUAUCUUUUCGCUUUGGGAUUGUAUCGCGCCCUUUACAUCCCUAAUUGGAUCUAUCGCUAUUUUGCAGAGAGUCACUUCCAACCCAUCCCUGUCGUAGCCGGUAUCGUCCAGACACUAUUAUAUUCGGAUUUCUUUUAUAUCUACUACACCAAGUGA